Messenger RNA from Arabidopsis arenosa, 3027 nucleotides. Lineage: Eukaryota; Viridiplantae; Streptophyta; Magnoliopsida; Brassicales; Brassicaceae. The record is from the annotation of a GenBank genome assembly.
GUAUUAAUUGGACAAGUCUUUGGUUUAGGCAUAGAUGUUGGCGGUGUGGCAAUGGGAGGAGCUGCGACGGGUGACUUUGCGAUGGGAGGUGUUGCGACUGGAGGUUUUGUAACCGGCGGAGUUGCGAUAGGCGGCAUUGCAACUGGCGGUUUUGCAAUGGGUGGUGAUGCGACUGGCGGCUUUGCCAUGGGUGGAGUUGCCAUAGGAGGCUUUGCGACGGGAGGUGUUGCCGGCGACAUUUCACUGGGACACUUAAAGCCAGGUGGUGGUUUUUUCCCACAACCAAGGAGAACCUCAAGAGCUAUGGGGAAAAUAAGGUCGAUGUUGAGAAGUUUAGCUUUAAUAGUGGUACAUAGACAAACAGCCGCGUCUAGAACGUCAACGCACGAGCCAAGUUUCAACGUGUCAAUUGGGCAAGUCUUCGGCUUAGGCAUAGAUGUGGGCGGCGUUGCAACGGGCGGCAUUGCAAUAGGUGGAGUUGCAACAGGUGGUUUUGCGACAGGUGGUGUUGCGACAGGCGGCUUCGCGAUAGGUGGAGUUGCAACAGGUGGUUUUGCGAUAGGCGGUGUUGCAAUUGGUGGUUUUGCGACAGGCGGAGUAGCAACAGGCGGUGUAGCGACGGGUGGUUUUGCAACUGGAGGAGUUGCGAUUGGCGGUGUAGAACCUGGAGGAGUUGCGGUAGGUGGCGUUGCAAUAGGUGGCUUUGCAAUAGGUGGUGUUGCGGUGGGUGGCUUUGCGAUAGGAGGAGUUGCAACCGGUGGGGUUGCUACGGGUGGCUUUGCAAUAGGCGGGGUUGCAACGGGCGGCGUUGCAACAGGCGGUUUAGAGAUAGGUGGAGUUGCUACUGGUGGCAUUGUGGUGGGCGGCGUUGCAACAGGUGGCUUUGCAAUAGGUGGUGUUGCGGUGGGUGGCUUAGCGAUAGGUGGAGUUGCUACUGGUGGCAUUGUGGUGGGCGGUGUUGCAACAGGUGGUGUUGCCACCGGUGGCUUUGAAACAGGCGGAGUUGCAAUAGGUGGUGUUGCAAUAGGUGGCUUUGCAAUAGGCGGGGUUGCAACGGGCGGUGUUGCAACAGGCGGCUUAGCGAUAGGUGGAGUUGCUACUGGUGGCAUUGUGGUAGGCGGUGUUGCAAUAGGUGGCUUCGAAACAGGCGGAGUUGCAAUAGGGGGUGUUGCAACAGGUGGCUUUGCAAUAGGCGGGGUUGCAACGGGUGGUGUUGCAACGGGCGGCUUAGCGAUAGGUGGAGUUGCUACUGGAGGCAUUGUAGUGGGCGGUGUUGCAACCGGUGGUGUUGCAACAGGAGGCUUUGAAAUAGGCGGAGUUGCAAUAGGUGGUGUUGCAACAGGUGGCUUUGCAAUAGGCGGGGUUGCAACGGGCGGCGUUGCAACAGGCGGCUUAGCGAUAGGUGGAGUUGCUACUGGUGGCACUGCGGUGGGUGGUGUUGCAACAGGUGGCUUUGCAAUAGGUGGUGUUGCAAUAGGUGGUGUUGCAAUAGGUGGCUUUGCAAUAGGCGGGGUUGCAACGGGCGGCGUUGCAACAGGCGGCUUAGCGAUAGGUGGAGUUGCUACUGGUGGCGUUGCGGUAGGCGGUGUUGCAAUUGGUGGUGUUGUAGCAGGUGGCUUUGAAACAGGCGGAGUUGCAAUAGGUGGUGUUGCAACAGGUGGCUUUGCAAUAGGUGGUGUUGCAAUAGGAGGAGAUGCAAUAGGUGGUGUUACAACUGGUGGCUUUGCUAUUGGUGGCGUUGCAACUGGUGGGGUUGCUACGGGCGGCUUAGCGAUAGGUGGUGUUGCUACUGGUGGCGUUGCGAUAGGCGGUAUUGCAAUAGGUGGAGUUGCAACAGGCGGUGUACUGACAGGUGGCUUUGCGAUAGGAGGAGUUGCUACAGGUGGAGUUGCAACUGGCGGUUUUGUAGUGGGAGGAGUUGCGACAGGCGGCUUUGCGAUUGGAGGAGUUAUUGUGGGAGGUACCGCAACGGGUGGUGUUGCUAUAGGAGGAGUUGCGACGGGCGGCUUUGCGACCGGUGGCGUUGCGACUGGAGGUGUUGCGGCUGGAGGAUUUGUGGUAGGUGGAGUUGCUAUCGGUGGUGUUGCGGUCGGGGGAGUUGCAACAGGUGGAGUCGCGACAGGUGGCGCUUCAAUGGGAGGAGCUAUUGUAGGCGGAGUUGCUAUAGGCGGAGUUGCAACGGGCGGUUUAGUAGUAGGAGGAGUGGCAACAGGAGGUGUUGUAACAGGCGGUUUUGCAAUGGGAGGAGUUGCUAUAGGAGGAGUUGUGACGGGCGGUGUUGCUACAGGAGGAGUUGCAACAGGAGGAGUUGAAACAGGAGGAGUUACUAUAGGAGGAGUUGCGACAGGCGGAGUGGCAGUAGGCGGAGAAGUAACUGGCGGUUUUGCAAUCGGAGGAGUUGCGAUGGGCGGUGUUGCGAUAGGUGGAGUGGCAAUGGGAGGAGUUGCGAUGGGCGGUGUUGCGAUAGGUGGAGUGGCAACGGGAGGAGUUGCUAUAGGCGGAGUUGCAACUGGCGGCAUUGCGACGGGUGGUUUUGCAAUGGGAGGUGUUGCGACGGGCGGAGUUGCAACGGGUGGCGUUGAGAUAGGCGGCUUUGCGAUGGGAGGUGUUGCGGUAGGAGGUGGUUCUACAGGAGGAGUUGCCACUGGUGGUGUUGCAACGGGUGGAGUUGCCACAGGUGGUGUUGCGACUGGCGGUGUUGGUGCGCACGGUGGAGGUUUGGGAGUUGACGGAGGAGGCUUGGUCGUUGGAGGCUUAGGAGUUGAUGGCGGAGGCUUGACGGAGGGUGGUUUCGGAGUAGACGGAGGAGGUUUCGGGUGGGGAUGAGGGUAAUGGCCAGUGUGUAAACAGUGAAAUGUAUGAAGGAAUGUUAUCAUUAUUAUUUGACUUAAGAGGCAUCGCCCAUUCUCUACUCUUUUUAGUCACAAAUAAUUAAACACAUCAUUUUCUCUCAUUUAGGUCCACUUUUGGGUGUUAGUUUGUGUCUCUACCUAAAGAAGAAGUGGAGAAUCAAUUUUGAGUAGACUC